UUCAGGUUCAAGAAGAUUUAGAAGAUACAACUAAUGAUGUUAAUAAGAACAUUGAAAAAAGGCAUCUUUAUAGUGAUUUGUUUGGGCUUGGUUAUAAAAUUGCUCAAAUUGCUACAGAAAAACAAUGA
Molecule: messenger RNA, 128 nt
Organism: Dentiscutata erythropus
Lineage: Eukaryota; Fungi; Glomeromycota; Glomeromycetes; Diversisporales; Gigasporaceae
Source: the annotation of a GenBank genome assembly